This is a messenger RNA of Oenanthe melanoleuca, 2247 nucleotides long. RefSeq names its product prune exopolyphosphatase 1 (gene PRUNE1). Gene Ontology annotation, cellular component: cytoplasm. The transcript has 8 exons. The record is from RefSeq and is a predicted model, not a curated record. The coding region runs from base 713 to 1972 and encodes 419 amino acids. Gene Ontology annotation, molecular function: exopolyphosphatase activity. NCBI's taxonomy places the organism in Eukaryota, Metazoa, Chordata, Aves, Passeriformes, Muscicapidae.
CCCUGCGGCGCGGGGGGAGGGGCGGGCUGGGCGGGACUGGGACGUUCUGGGGGGGACUGGGACGUUCUGGGGCGUUCCGGAGGGAUACUGGGCUCUACUGGGGUAUUCCGGAGUGAUACUGGGCUAUUCCGGAGUGAUACUGGGCUGUACUGGGAUAUUCUGGGGUAUUCCGGAGUGGUACUGGGCUGUACUGGUCUGUACUGGAAUAUUCUGGGGUGAUACUGGGAUAUUCCGGAGUGACACUGGUCUGUACUGGGAUAUUCUGGGAUGAUACUGGUCUGUGCUGGGGCGUUCUGGGCUGUGCUGGGCUAUUCCGGAGUGGUACUGGGCUCUAUUGGUCUGUACUGGGAUAUUCUGGGGUGAUACUGGGAUAUUCCGGAGUGAUACUGGGCUGUACUGGGACGUUCUGAGGUGAUACUCGGCUGUACUGGGAUAUUCUGGGCUGUACUGGGAUUAUUCUGAACUGAUACUGGGCUGUACUGGGACAUUGUGGAGUGUGCUGGGACAUUCUGGGCUGAUACUGGGGUUAUACUGGGCUGUACUGGGAUAUUCCAGAGUGAUACUGGGGUUAUUCUGGGCUGUACUGGGGUGAUGCCGGGGUUAUACUGGGGUGCAAUGGGUUAUACUGGGGUGCACUGAGCGCUGCCUGCCCGCACUGGGUCAUACUGGGCCGUACUGGGCCGUACUGGCGGCUCGGGCCGUGCAUCGCGUCAUGGAGCGCUUCGUGGCGGGGAUCCGGGCGAGGCUGCAGGAUCACAUCCAGCAGCACCAGGAGAUCCACGUGGUGAUGGGCAACGAGGCCUGUGACCUGGACUCCACCGUCUCGGCGCUGGCCCUGGCCUAUUUCCUGGCCCAGAGCUCCCCAGCCCCCGGGGCCGCCGUGGUGCCGGUGCUGAACAUCCCCCGCGCCGAGUUCGCGCUGCGCGGCGAGACGGCGUUCCUGCUGCGGGAGCGGGGCGUCCCGGCCGCCGCGCUCGUGUUCCGCGACGACAUCGACCUGCGGGCGCUGCACCGCGCCGGGCUGCUCUCCCUGACGCUGGUGGAUCACCACGUGCUGCCCGGUGCCGACGCUGCCCUGGACGAGGCCGUGGUGGAGGUGCUGGACCACCGGCCGCUGGAGCGGCGCCGCGCCGCGCCGUGCCGGGUGACCGUGGAGCCGGUGGGCUCCUGCGCCACGCUGGUGACCGAGCGGAUCCUGCAGGGCCCGCCGGGCGUGCUGGACGGAACCACGGCGGCGCUGCUGCACGGCACCAUCCUGCUGGACUGCAUCAACCUGAGCCCGGCCGCGGGCAAGGUGACCCCCAGGGACGUGGCCUGCGUGGCCCUGCUGGAGGAGAGGUUCCCCGAGCUGCCGGCCCGCGACGCCGUGUUCGGAGCCCUGCAGGCGGCCAAGUUUGAUGUCACAGGGCUGAGCACGGAGCAGAUGCUGCGGAAGGACCUCAAAGUCAUCUCCAACGACGACGUGCUCGUUGCCAUCAGCGGCGUCUUCGAGGAUCUGGAAACCUUCCUGCUCCGGCCUGGCUUGCUGCAGGACCUGGAGGCUUUCUGCCAGAGCCGUGGCUACGCGGGGCUGGUGGCCAUGACCGUGUCCUUCAACGAGCGCCACGAGCCCACGCGCAAGCUGGCGGUUUACAGCCAGCAGGAGCCCCUGCGCAGCACGCUGUGCCGGGCACUGGAGGAGGCCACGGCGCCGGCGCUGCUGCUGCGGCCGCUGCCCGGCCGCUGGGCCAGCGUGGCCGCCUACGCCCAGGGCAACGCCGUGGCCACUCGCAAGAAGGUGCUGCCCAUCCUGCGGGCAGCGCUGGCGGGGCUGGGGGGCCCCGAGGAGGAGGCGGUGCCCCCGCCCACCCCCAUGAACAGCCUGGUGGACGAGUGUCCCCUGGCGCAGGCCGUGCCCCCGCUGUGUCCCCAGGAUGUGCUGGAGCGCGUCAGCCGCAUCGCCGGGGGGCAGCCCCCCGGCUCCCCCAAAUAGCAGCCAGUGCCCCCGGGCUGGCUGAGCUCUGCGUGAGAGCUGGGGUGCCUGGGUCUGGGGGAGGCUGCAGCCCAGCUCCCUCUGGCCCAGGGGUCACCAGGUGGGUUUUUGGGGAUACCCCCUUAAUGAAGGCGUUGGGGUGGGGGAGUUAACGAGUUGUGAUGAUCUUCCCUCCUUGGGGGGCAGUGGGGGGCCCCAGCAGGUGGGUCUGCACGUGCAGCCGUCCACGAUUGUCGCUGUUUUCCAAGGAUUAAAUUUCCCUUUUCUUCCAGUUU